UCAUAGGUUAGCUAACGUGGGCUAGCCUGUUAUGGAAGCAGGAGCACAACCGAGGGGCUGUCUGAUAAAACCGGACUGGCUGGGACUAGUUCUGUGGCGUGAUUUGGAAAGAUAACGCUACAUACCGGAAGCCCCGGGAACGUCUUCCUGGCUGAAAACAAAAACACCAUAGAGACAGCUAAAUCACGGGACAGCUACUAUUCAAGAAUAACAUGGACCCGACAGCUGCGGAGCGUCCAGUAAUUACCCGCCGCCGUCGAGUGUAGCUCCCCCCGGCCGGCAGCUGAACCUCAGCGGCGGCGGCGGCGGCACCUCGGGGCGCGCUUAAGCCACGGGAAUCUUUGUUCGCGUUUUUUUCAUGGGACACAACCGGGCUUCCCCUCCGCUUUGUCGUUGUUUUGCCGCCGUGACAGCACUCCCCUCGGCUGGUAUCUGCUGGCCACCGAGGUCCCCGCAUCCUAUGGACUCUUAACAGUAGUUUUUUGGCUUUUCUGUCGGUCGGUCCCUCUCUAACGGACGCGGCAGUCAUGUUUGCCGUGCGUAUCGUCACCGCAGACUACUACCUGGCGAGUCCCAUAAAAGACCUGGACGUGUGCUAUUCUGAAUUCAGGGAGAGCGACGUGAAGAAAGUGCCGGUGGUGCGGAUAUUUGGAGCAACACCUGCAGGGCAAAAAACGUGUCUCCACCUCCAUGGCAUAUUCCCCUACAUCUACGUGCCAUACGAUGGCUACAGCCAACAGCCAGAGCGCUACCUGCGGCAGGUGGCCUUCAGCAUCGACAGGGCCCUCAACGUUGCCAUGGGAAACCCCGCCUCCAGCACCCAGCACGUCUUCAAAGUGGUGCUUGUCUCUGGAAUGCCUUUCUAUGGCUACCACGCUAAGGAGAAGCACUUCAUGAAGAUCUAUCUAUACAAUCCUCAGAUGGUCAAAAGGGUGUGUGAACUGUUACAGAACGGAGCAGUGAUGAACAAGAGCUACCAGCCCCACGAGGGCCACAUCCCCUACCUGCUGCAGCUCUUCAUAGACUACAACCUGUACGGCAUGAACCUGCUUAACUUGGGGGCUGUCAAGUUCCGCAGAGGCCAGAAAAAAGAAGAUGCAGCAGGGGCGCUCCCAGACAGGCAAACUCCCAGCAGUCGUCCCAGCAUCAGCCCCUGGAAGAGCCCCUGCACCUCCAAGCUCAACGACAGCACCCUGGGGUGCACGUUUGUCCGCUGGGAGGAGAACGCCAUACCCUGCUCCCUAGUCCUGGAUGAGGUGGAGAAGCAGAGCACCUGCGAGCUAGAGGUCGACGCUGUGGCCAUAGACGUCCUCAACCGCCUAGAAAUUGAAAGUCAGAUUGGCAGGAAUCCUGGCCUGCAGGCCAUCUGGGAGGAUGAGAAGCAGAGGCGGAGAGAGAAGAACCAGGCCUCCCAGAUAGAAACCCCAGAGUCGCAAGAUCGUGGGGUUGUCACUUCAACAGAGAGCGAAAAAAUCUUCAUGAAGAGAUUCAAGGAGAUUCUGAAGGAGAACGAGUUUGACGUGACACAAGGUGAAGGGGAGGACCAAGAGGAUUUUCCUGGUGGUCUUACUCUGCAUUCUGACCCUCUGACCCCCGAGGAACUGCUGUGUACCCCAGCUAAUGCUGUGGAGGUGCACAGGGACUUGCAGCCCGACUCUGUGAGGAGCAGUGAUAAAAUCCCAGAGGAGGCUGUUGUUGAUGAGGAGGCCAUCUUGAGCCUCCUGGAGAACAGUCAGACCUUUCUCCCGCUCUCCCAGACAUCCAACCAUUCGCCCCUAUUAGACAGCAGCCAAGACCGUGUCAUCAUUGAUUUGCUGGCAGGCCUGGAGGACGAUGGUUUCUGCAGGACCCCCGUUAGGCAGAAUUCCCAGUCCCAGUCACUUCCUGGUGCCAGGAGCUACCACUGCAACAGCGACGAGGAGGAGGCAGGGCCCGAGCUGGACAAGGAAGAGGCUGAGCUCAGCGUGAUAAUGUCACAGCGGUGGGACAGCGAGGCUCCUCAGAGCUCAUCCUUAGCAAGGCCCGGUGUGAAGGAGCCAGAGGACGGCUUCAGUGACGAGCAGCAGGAGUCCUCUGACGAAGACAUGGAGUGGAGUGGGAAUAACUCUCUGUUCGCCAACCUGUCCAUCCCCCAGGUCGAUGGGGCUGCAGACGAGAGCAGUGAUUCGUCCUUAACAGACAGUGGCUCCAGGACCCAGUCUUCUCUAAUAGUCACAGAAAAGAUGCUCGGGAAAAGGACUCCCUUUUCUGGGGAGCCUGUUCACCUGGAGUGCAAGCACUCCGAGCACAGACAAGUUCAUGUGCUGGACACUGAGCAACCACUUGACAAGCACUUUCAAUCGAAAAGCAGCCAGGACAGCAGUAGUGAAUGUUCAACAGGGUUCAAGGUCAAUAAAGAAAUCCCCUACAUCCCACCAGUCAAACACCCCAUUCCCUGCAAGAUGGCCAGUCACCCUGAGGUAUCUCCCCUCUGCGUAGACAAAGAGGACAUACGACCCCUAUACACCUAUGAAAAGAAAACCUCCAUACCUUUGGAUAAGACAGAUUUAGAAAGUUUCCCAUUUGGUAAUGGAAAGGUCACCAAAAACAGGAAGAAGUACGGCAGCAUAAAGAAUGUAGAAACUAACUGUCUGUCCAUUCUUCAGAACCACAGGACCUUCUCGCUUUGUUACUCUGAGCUGAGAAACUGCUCAGCUAAGACAGAGCUGGAACUGAGCCAGAAGGACAGUAAAAGCCCCAUCCUGAGGAACAUCUCCUCAUCUCCAUCACCCAUGGAGGAGGAUGAGUUUCUUGAUCCUCAGGUGGAAGAAAUAGGCCAGGAUAGUGAGGAGGGGGAUGUUGGUGAACUCAAAAUCAGGUACGAGGACUAUCAGGAAAAUAAGACCGAGAGGACUAUAGUGGCCCAGCAGGAAGCACACUACAAGUUCUUCCCAAGCGUCAUCCUCUCCAACUGCCUCAGUAGGAAGAAAGCUGGGAGCAAAAAGCUAACUGAUUCUUGCAGUGAGCUAGAACAGGCCGAGCCUCGCAGAUCUAGACUAAAAGUGAAUAGAAAAAGGUUGGGAAUGGUAGGACAGAGGAACAGAUUAAACAUAGUUGAAAGCUCUACCUCUGACAGCCAAGUUAGUACUGGCCUCACCUCAGUCACACCUGCUUGUCCGGUGACUGCAGAACCAGAGAUGCCAAUUUUGAAGGAUGAGCCAAUUAAAGAGGCUGAGCCAAUUAAAGAUGGGCCAGUCACAAAGGAGGAGCCAGAAAGUGAGGACAAGUCUGUAAAUGAACAGACAAAACCAAUUUCAGAACCCCUUGCUACCCCUGUUUCCAGUUUUACUAAAGAAGUGAAAGAGUCAGCAGAGGAUAGGUUAAGCCCACUGCAAGAUUUAUCAGCUAAAGUCACCUGUACUAAACCUUCAGCACUGCCUGGUAGUAAAUACACCCUGAGGACCAAACGGAAGAUGAUCUAUGAUGGCGAGGAUGGUGAACACUCAGGUGCCACUCGUUCUAAAAACCCAGACUCCAUCAAAGAACGAGUCAAGGAUGUGAAUGUCACCAGUGGGCAGGAAGUAAAAUACCAGAAACGGCGCAAGAAGGAACCCCCUAUCAUCAUCAAGUAUAUUAUUAUCAACAGAUUCAAAGGACAGAAAAACAUGCUGGUGAAGAUGUCAAAAGUGAAUGCAGAGGAGCAGUUGGUAUUGCUGACGCCUAAAAAGCUAGAGCAAUACAAUAAACUUGCACCUCUCAAGGAAUUCUGGCCCAAGGUGCCAGAAUCCACUGCUGUCAAGUUUCCCAUCACUGAGCCAAAGCCCAAAAAACAACCCAAAAGAAAGGCAAAGGUCAACUCCACUAGUAAGAAAACAGUCUGCAACUCCUCUAAGUCCCGGGUCAGACAGGGAGAGAGGGUCAAAAAGAUUAAAGGCUGUCAGAGAGGCCCAAUUCUACCCUCUCUACCGCCUCCUCGACCAUGUUACUGUGAGCUAGCAGAUGACCAUGGCAUUGAGUAUUCUGAUGUCAUGGUAGAGUUGGGCUACCUCUCUGACAGAUCCCCAAGCCCUACAGACUCAACACCCCCACGUUGUUGGUCCCCAAGUGACCCUCUUAUGGACACAAAUAGUUCAGAACAGCUAAUAAAUCCACUUAGUGACCCAUGUCUUAGUUCUGCUUUUCACAAGCCACGCACAGUGUCUUCAACCAAAAGAGCACAAAAUAAAAAACCUAAGAAAUUCACAGACACUAAAAGGAGAGUAAGAAAGUCUGCUAUUAAGCCUCAAGAGGAAGAGGAACCCAAAAAAGAGAAACUGAAAAAAAGUGGUGGUGCUGCUCAAAGGCAGAGAAAGAAAGCUAAAGAUACAGCUGAAGCUACUGUCAACAGUUCUACAAUCACUACAAGACCUAGAAAGUCUCGCAAAAAGAAGACUGAAGAACCCAAAAGCCAGGACUCAAGCAAAGACCACUCCCAGCUCCUUUUCCCAGAGGAUGAGUUACCUUCUUCUGAGAGCUCCUCUCAAGGUGUCCCUCCAUUUCAACAGCCAGUGAGCACAGAUCACAACAGCCAGGGUAAUUCCCAAAUGGCAUCUAUAUCAGUAGCUCAGACUAUAGAACCAAAAGUUGAGGACUGUGAGGCUUCUAUCAUGGAGGUCAACCAAAGCCUUUCAGCACCAGCUCAACUGAAGCAGCAAGGUUGCCAGACCACUGUGGUAAAGGCAGAGGAUUCUCAGGAGUGCAUGGCCCCUCCACCUCCUCUGGCUGGUAGAUCUGUAUUGGAAGACAGUAAAGAAGCACAGCUAGCAACAGCCUCCCCUUACUCUGGCCCUAAGAACGGGGAAAUCCCCACUCUCUCUGAGACCCCCUCUGGCUUGGCUGUCCUAAAGCAGCUUCUCCAAAAGAGGCAGCAGGGACAGGCCCUUCCUUUACAAGUGGUUGGUGCAGACCGCCACUCCACUGCCAUAGCUCAGGCUGCAGCACUACUAGAUCCCACAACUAAACCAGUCAAAUCCAGAAGAGCUCCCCCCACCACUCCUCGGAAACCCAGGGCGCCAAAAUCUACCAAUCCCAAGGAUAAAAAGCCCAGAAUCAGGAAAGGCAAAGCAAGCAACACUCAGCCAAAUCUGUCAGUGAAGCAGGAGGGCAACGUGUCAGAUGACAGCCCCAUCUUCCUGUCAGACCCAGGCCUGGACAGUUGCAACUUCAUAGAGGACAGCUUAUCACCAGAGCUCCCACACAACUAUACCUUUGAUAUAAAUGCUAUUGACCAGACAGAGUUCUCCAGCCCAUACAGUGGCAGUCAGUUUGUCCUGACUGAUAAGAAUUUACCAGUCAAGUUCCUGAGUGAUGUAAGCCAGGAAGCUGUAUCUGCUCAGGUACUGGGCUUUGAGAAGAAGCUCGAUAAGCUAUUUGGUUCUGUGGAGGAGCUACAAAGAGGUUCUGACUGGCACAAACCAAGGCCAGCCAGCCCAGACCUCUUUGAUAGACCUGAGAAUGGGGAGUCAAAUCACCUCACAUUCCUUGACUCUGAGAAAAUCAAGAGCAAAGAGUGGGACUUCUCCUUAGGUAAAGCCCAUACACUCAGUCCCUUUCAAGACUUUCACUGUGAGAAUAAAGAGCUGCUCUUUUCCGUCUUCGACCCUGUCCUACCUUUGCCUUUAAGUUCUGCGUCAUUCGUCGACCAUGAGGGCUCCCCAACAGGUGAGCUUCUGGAGGGCAUUGAUGGACUAACAUCCACCACACCCAGUAGCUCUCCACGCUCCAUCAGCUCACUGUCCCAAGUGAGGGCAAGCCAGUUGCUGCGGGGGGGAGGAGGUGGAGCCCACAUUCUCAAGCCCCUCAUGUCCCCUCCAAGCCGGGAGGAGAUCCUUAGCACUCUACUGGACUUGGAGAUGUCAGAGGCCACCUUCCAGGAGCCGUUCUGCAGCGAUCCCUCUGAUGCGCCAGGGAAACCAAUGGAGGUUGGUGGCCGUAAGUUAAUGGUGGGUACCAGACUGGCUAAGGAGCUAGCAGAGUUUAGUGGGGAACUCUGUUUAGAGGGCCUCCGUUUCUGGAAGACGGCCUUCUCAGCCAUGACACAUCCUGCCAUCACUAUUACCUCAUCUUCUCAAGACAGAAGUAAAGAGCAGGUCCAGCUUGACCCAUCUGCAGCCAGUGACAAGAAGAUCAUCCUUCUGCCCUGCAAAAACCCACCAAGCCAAGAGCGCGUGCACCUGUGGCUGGAAGCCAGGAAACAGUACGAGAGUUUACAAAAGGGGAGAAGAGACACAGGGGGGCUGAAGAAAGGGGCUGGGCUGGAUGUGGAGGGGAACCCAGAGAGAACUGAGCAGCCAUCUGCUUCAAGUUGUCCAGCAGUAAAUGUUGAGCUGUGCUCCAGUAUCAGAAACCAAAGGAGAAAGAAACGCAACCUGUCCUUAAUCAUAUCUCCCAUGAAGAAUAUAGGCUUUCAAUGUAGAUCUACAGAGGGGAGUCCAGUUUCAGAUGAAGGCGGUGUGGUUAUUGAGCAGGAGAGUGGAGAAAAAGAUGAUGAUGAUGAUGAUGAUGAUAAAGCGACCUCUCCAGAGUUCCCAGAGUUGCCUCCCUGGCAGCAGUCCUGUCAGCCUAGCCCCUCAGCACCAGACCAGCUCAGCAAAAACUCUCCAGAACCUCUGUCACCUAGGCUGUCCAACUCCCUGGAGAAGCUAGGGGAGAAUCUUAGCCCCUCACUCCUCCAUGCCAGUAACACGGAAGAGGAGAGGACUAGUCCCCUCCUCCUUCACAGCACCCCCUUUUUAAGGAGGCGGCGAAGAAGCAAUGAAGAUCUGGAUCCAGUGUGCAGCACGCCCAUAUCUCAGGAGGAUCCCACUUCUCAGAGGCUCCAGCAGAGGAGGAGAAGCCAAGCAGACCCACUGAGACGAGUGUUACUGACAACACAGAUGAAGAACCAGUUUGCUGCUUUGAACGUGCCAAAGAAAGAUAAUUCUCAGAUUGAAGGGCCCAGCAUAGCCAACUCGUACGGCUUCAAAAUCAGCAUGCAAAACCUGCAGGAUGCCAAAGCUCUGCAUGAGGUCCAGCACCUAACACUGAUGGGCAUGGAGCUCCAUGCAAGAACCCGACGUGACCUCGAACCUGACCCCGAAUUUGACCCCAUAUGUGCCUUAUUCUACUGCCUCAGUUCUGAUGGUCCCCUGCCAGAUGAAGACAGCACCCAGCUGACGGGUGCCAUUGUAGUGGACAAAGACCAUCAAAGUUGUGACCGAGGAGGUCACAGAGGAACAGCGCCCCUGCUGGUCAGGUCGGGCGUCUCUGGGCUGCAGGUGACCUACGCCACUGAUGAGAAAGUGCUGUUUCAGGAGUUGAUCACCAUCAUGAGGAGGUUUGACCCAGACAUCCUGGUGGGGUACGAGGUGCAGAUGCAUUCCUGGGGCUACCUCCUCCAGCGGGCUGCAGCGCUUGGGGUGGACCUGUGUCAGCAGCUGUCGCGGGUGCCAGGUGACUCCAAAGAGAACCGCUUCGCUGCAGAGAGGGAUGAGUACGGAGCCGACACCAUGACUGAGAUCAACAUUGUCGGACGCGUCACCCUCAACCUGUGGAGGGUGAUGAAGACUGAGGUUACGUUGAACAACUACACUUUUGAGAACGUGGCUUUCCAUGUACUUCACCAGCGCUUCCCCAUGUACAGUCCCCGCACACUGUCCGACUGGUUUGACCACAACACUGACCUCUACAGGUGGAAGAUGGUAGACCACUACAUGAGCCAUGUGCGUGGCACCAUGCAACUUCUUCAGCAGCAAGACAUCAUUGGCAGAACCAGUGAGCUGGCCAGAGUAUUUGGGAUUCAGUUCUUUCACGUUCUGACCCGAGGAUCACAGUACCGUGUGGAGUCCAUGAUGCUACGCGUGGCCAAGCCGUUGAACUACAUCCCUGUGACACCCAGCAUCCAGCAGCGAGCCCAGCAGAGGGCGCCGCAGUGCAUUCCUCUGGUGAUGGAGCCCGAGUCUCGCUUCUACAGCAACUCAGUGAUUGUACUGGACUUCCAGUCGCUCUAUCCCUCCAUCGUCAUCGCGUACAACUACUGCUACUCCACCUGCCUUGGCCACGUGGACAGCCUGGGAACGCCUGAUGAGUUUAGGUUCGGCUGCACCUCCCUGCGGGUUCCUCCGGAGCUCCUCUACCAGCUCCGCAAUGACAUCACCGUGUCACCCAACGGCAUCGCCUUCGUCAAGUCCUCAGUACGUAAAGGGGUCCUGCCCAGCAUGCUGGAGGAAAUCCUCAACACGCGGAUCAUGGUGAAGCAGUCAAUGAAAGCCCACAAGCAGGACAAGGCCCUGAUGAGACUGCUGCACGCCAGGCAGCUCGGGCUGAAGCUCAUCGCAAACGUCACCUUUGGCUACACCGCCGCCAACUACUCCGGACGCAUGCCCAGCGUGGAGGUUGGAGACAGCAUCGUCCACAAAGCCAGAGAGACCCUGGAGAGAGCCAUCAAGAUGGUCAAUGACACUAAGAAAUGGGGAGCACGCGUUGUGUAUGGAGACACCGACAGCUUGUUUGUUUUGCUGAAGGGAGCCACCAAAGAGCAGGCCUUCAAGAUCGGCAACGAGAUCGCUGAGGCAGUGACUGCAACCAACCCCAAGCCAGUCAAACUUAAGUUUGAGAAGGUGUACCUGCCCUGUGUGCUGCAGACAAAGAAGCGCUAUGUGGGCUACAUGUACGAGAGCCUUGACCAAAAGGAGCCCGUGUUUGACGCUAAAGGGAUCGAGACAGUGCGGCGCGACGGCUGCCCUGCUGUUUCCAAGAUUCUGGAGCGUUCCAUUAAGCUGCUGUUUGAGACUCGGGACAUCAGCCAGGUGAAGCUUUUCGUGCAGCGUCAGUGUGUCAAAGUUCUGGACGGCCGGGCCAGCAUGCAGGACCUGACCUUUGCCAAGGAGUACCGGGGCAGUGGCUCGUACCGGCCCGGAGCCUGCGUGCCUGCCCUGGAGCUCACCAGGAGGAUGAUGGCGUACGACCGUCGUCUGGAGCCGCGCGUGGGUGAGCGGGUGCCCUACGUGGUUGUAUAUGGAAUGCCUGGUGUGCCCCUCAUUCAGCUGGUGCGGCGGCCCAUGGAGGUGCUGCAGGACCCGAGUCUCCGCCUCAACGCCACCUAUUACAUCACCAAGCAGAUCCUGCCGCCACUGGCGCGCAUGUUCCAGCUGAUCGGAGUGGACGUGUUCAGCUGGUACCAGGAGCUCCCCCGGAUCCAGAAGGCGUCCUGCUCCUCGGCGAUGGGUGGAGAGGAAGGGGGGAGGAAGGGAACCAUUUCCCAGUACUUCACCACGCUUCACUGCCCCGUGUGCGACGAGCUGACCCAGCUGGGCGUGUGCUCACGGUGCCGCGCCGAGCCCCAGCGAGUCGCGGUUACACUCUACCAGGACAUGAGACAGUGGGAGAGUCAGCAAGACCAGCUGCUGAAGAUCUGUAGGAACUGUAGCGGCUGUGCAGAGCGGCACGUGCCCUGUGUGUCUCUGGACUGUCCCGUCCUCUACAAGCUGUCUCGGGUCACCAGACAGCUCUCCAAGGCGCCGUACCUCCGACAGCUGCUGGAGCAGUUCUGAUUGGUUCCUGAACCCCGGAGCUCUCCACUGAUUUGGUGCUAAUUGCUGCCCCCUCCCACCCCCAGUGUUUCAUUGUCCAUUCAGUUGUAAUAGUUUAAAUGGUGCUUUGAUUGAACCCUGUUGGGUUUUCAUUUGUCUUGUAACUGUUAAGUAUUUCUCUGCGUGUGCAGACUCUGGUUUGAGCCUCCUGUGAGGAGCGUCCCUCCCUCCCUCCCUCCCUCCCUCCCUCCCUCAAGCUUGUGUUUGUCUUCAUGUUUGUUUGCUGCCAUCUCCAGUAGCUGCUAUGGGCUGAGUAAAGCUGAUGUUUUUGGUGACACAGCGACAGACUGCCUGUCAUGGAACUGAGUGCAGUCCAAUCCAGGAGGAAUUGUCUCAUGUGCGCUGUAGCAGUUUGAAGUCACUGAAAGGAACUUCCUUUCAAAUCUCAAGACAAACUACAUUCAAACCACUAAUUGACUUUUCUUCAUUUUUAUAUCAACUGCAGUCUUUCUGUAAAUAGUUCCUGUAUAGCUCCAUCUAUAAUCUCACUGUGCAUUAGCAUUAAAAAAAUGAAAGCUCCGGCCAUGAAUGCAAUCAAAUGUUUUUAUGCAUUCUGUUAGAGAAUGACAUGUUCCUUUUAACAUUGAUUGUAUUGAUGUCCACUUUGGCAGAUUUGACACUUCACACUCUAUAGUGUGGGACUGGAAACCAUUUCAGUUUUUAGAAUCUGGGACUGUUGCAAUACCGUAUUUUGAUAUUAAUUUAUGUCAAAAAGAGUCUAUUGUUUGUGCAUAUAUGGAUUUGUGUACGUUUCCGAUUUUCAGUGCAAAAAAUGUCAUCAAAGCGCGUCAAGAUUGAAUCUUCUAUUCUCCAUACAGCCGUACACAGGACCUGUGUAUUUGUAUAAAUGUAAAAAAUAAUAAUGAAGGAGGUGUUGUUUUUGUUUGUUUUUAAUGGACAUCGCUGUGGGUGGAGGUUUGAGAUUGAUAUAAUAAAAAGUCAAUGUAUUAAAA
Dicentrarchus labrax (European seabass) is the source of this 10540-nucleotide messenger RNA. It is a transcript of the gene rev3l, whose product is annotated as REV3 like, DNA directed polymerase zeta catalytic subunit. NCBI's taxonomy places the organism in Eukaryota, Metazoa, Chordata, Actinopteri, Moronidae. The coding region runs from base 528 to 9548 and encodes 3006 amino acids. Gene Ontology annotation, molecular function: nucleotide binding; DNA binding; DNA-directed DNA polymerase activity. Gene Ontology annotation, biological process: double-strand break repair via homologous recombination; error-prone translesion synthesis. The transcript is spliced from 32 exons. The record is from RefSeq and is a predicted model, not a curated record. Gene Ontology annotation, cellular component: nucleus; zeta DNA polymerase complex.